This is a messenger RNA of Eriocheir sinensis (Chinese mitten crab), 1102 nucleotides long. Its product is annotated as transmembrane protein 223-like. The transcript has 4 exons. Gene Ontology annotation, biological process: nervous system development. NCBI's taxonomy places the organism in Eukaryota, Metazoa, Arthropoda, Malacostraca, Decapoda, Varunidae. Gene Ontology annotation, cellular component: mitochondrion. The coding region runs from base 56 to 769 and encodes 237 amino acids. The record is from RefSeq and is a predicted model, not a curated record.
UUGUAAACAAACCCUAAUUGCCUGCUCUAGGGUUCUAGCCAAGCGUCUGAUAACUAUGUGGGUGUUGGCACUCUACAGGACACACAUAGCGGGCUGCACACUUCACGAGGCCGCUACAUCACUGGGCAGGACACCCCGGGCCCUCGUAAGACGAUACCUCCAGAGUGGACAGAGAAACGCCAGCAGUUACACAAGCAAGGACUCUACCAGGCUGCUCCUCGACCAUGAGUACGCCGUUCAGAAGGAUACGGUGCUCUACAGGAAUGACAACAAGAAGUUAUACAGGGUGAUGAAUUUCUUUGGGAUGUCACAGUUUUUCUUCUGGACCUACCUGAGCCACUUUGCCUUCACAACCAUGAAGAGUGUUCAGAUCCCCGAGGAGCAGAAGGAGAACAAAGACCUGCCAUGGUGGAAAAAGACAGACUUUGGCAAAUACAGGAGUGGGAUAACUAUUGCAAGCUUUCUAGUUGGCUGGGGCACACUGGCUCUCUGUUGGAUGUACACGCUGCGCUCCGUCAGCUGUCUUGUGUUGAAGAGGGGCGGCAGAGAGCUCCUGUUCAUCACCUUUGCUCCCUUUGGUCGUAACAAGUCCAUGUUGGUGCCCCUUGAAAAGGUCUCAGCCAAGCAAAGCAGACUCUCCUCUCGGGUCAACCUGCCCCUCAAGGUUCAGGGGAAGUCAUUGUAUUACAUCCUGGACAUGAAAGGCCAAUUUACCAACUCUAAGCUUUUUGAUUAUUCUGCUGGCCUCAGGAGGCAUUGGGCCCAAUGAGGGUGGGUAAGGUAGGGAGCUGUACUGUAACUAUGAGGCAGAUGGUAGCCUUCUUGUUGUCCUACACUCUCUGACAGACUGACUUCCAUGUAGGUGGCACAACACUCCUUUUAAAUACUCUCUUCCAAGCCUAGUGUCAGUCUUGUGAAAACACUGUUGUCAUGGAGUAACCCUUGUGAACAUAUGUUCCUCUUAGCUCAUUGGACAUCUGCCCUUAUUUAUGUAAAUAGAAAAGACAACCCAAUUUCUUUUUUUAUUCUUUUUUGUUGUAAUAAUGCAAAAAAAAAGUUUACUAUGUCAGAAAAAUUGUAAAUAAAUUUGAUUUUUAAACAA